GACGGUCCACGACAUCUUCCAACUUCUCGCACUGAAUUCCAAGAUUCCCAUCCGCAAAUGAGCGCAUAGGGAACACUACAAGCGAGCGUGCGUGCUUGCGUGACAGCAGCUCGAGCUGCGCACACGGUGCUGGGGGAGCUUUCAUCGAUUAUGCCAAAACACGUGAUCAGUGGACUCCACAUGGCCGAUCAACUCGAGGUGGUCCCCUGAAACUCGAGUGCCUCACCAUCGAUUUCUUGGUCCUGCAAGGCUGUGGACCUGGAGAUCUUGUGCUGCAUUCGAGAUGGAAACGAAGUCGAUUUCCCUACAGACUGCAUAACCACGGGAGCCGUGGGAUGAUUUCGUAAUAGGUAUGCGGCAAGAAGGAACUCGGGCUUUCGCUUUGGAGAUCAUAGUCAAAAUCUUUGGAGUGACCGGACGCUGGCAGGAUUCCUCAUGGAGCCGGAAUCAAGCACAAGUCGAGAGACUUGCCGAUCGGAAUCGAGCACAAGUCGAAUGAUGCUAGAACCGAACCCGUGGCAGAACCUCGACCACGAGAUCGUAGAGAAAGUUCUAGCGAAGUUGCCUCUCUCCAGCCUUCUGCAAUACCGUCGCGUGUGCAAGAGGUGGAAAGAGUCUAUCUCGUCUCCCAAGGUUGCUCGACAUUAUCAUGAUCUGAAAACGACAAUUUUCUAUUGCAAUCCUGGCUAUGUCUUCACCUUUCGUGGUCGAAGGAUAUGGGGGCCUUGCCUUAUCAUCCGCAACAAUCGCUCAGGAGAUUGGAUUAGAGAAUCUCUGCCUUUCGCGAGACGCCACGAAACGUAUCACCUCGUUGCUGCUGGAGGAGGAUUGCUAGGUUUUUGCAAGGGCAACAAAGCAGAAUACAUCGUUGUAUACAAUCCACUUUCAAAACACUGGAGAGCUCUCGCGCUACCGUCGCCUCUACUACCACGACUUCCUCUGGGGGCCUACUGGUGCAGUCCUUUGCGUCACAUUUUGUUCGGGUUUAUGGUCAACAGCGACACAGGUGAUUACAAUUUACUGGUCACAGGGUUUCAUGAUGAAGGUCCUAAAAUCACUUACAUUUAUGACUCGAGCACGAAGAUCUGGCUACAAUCCAAUGCUCGGUUCCCUUCUCUGCCUAAACGCCUGAAUGGAAUCUGGGUCAACACAGAUCCAGCUGUUUCCAUCUCCGAUAAGCUCUACUGGUAUGUCUGGGAGCGUUCCUUGGACAACAAUGACAUCAUCAAGGGGGUUGCUGUAUUUCGGUUCAAAGACGAAGUCUGGAAAAUAUCAAUACAGUCUUAUUCAGAUUCUCUCCCCUGUGGCUUUCAUCUGGCUGCCUUCGACGGACGUGUAAUACUUAUGGACUGGUUCGAUGACACUUUUCAUGAUCUCAGUUAUCCAUCGAACGGACUCGGGUGCAGCCUGGGUGAGGAGAUUGAUGUUCUACCGUAUAGCCUGUUUUCGGAACUCGAACAUUUAGAUGUUGAAGAUGUCCUUGAAAAGAGAUUGCGUUGCUCAGCAGCCAGUUUAAGUAAUAUUCUUCGUGGAAAUGGAUGAAUACUCCCACUCAGCAAUCCUCACUCUGAUCUCUCGCACUUUGUGCUCGAGCCAGCCUGGAGGUAGAGCUGCAUUGCCAAGUUGACUUUCUAGUCUUUCAAGUUGAUUUUGUUGCACCAAAAUCUGUACGUGUGUGUCUAUAUAUAUAUAUAUAUAUAUAUAGAUAGAUAUGACGAGAAAUCAAUUAGAGCCACAUACAAUAGUUCGAGCCAUAGUGUGUACAACAUCUGAUCUUUCCAAACAUAUCCAACAUAUUGUCGACUCCUCUUGAAUACCACAGAUGUAUCUAAAUGUGACCACAAAGGGG
Marchantia polymorpha subsp. ruderalis is the source of this 1849-nucleotide messenger RNA. The record is from the annotation of a GenBank genome assembly. NCBI's taxonomy places the organism in Eukaryota, Viridiplantae, Streptophyta, Marchantiopsida, Marchantiales, Marchantiaceae.